UAUGAUCCGCUGCGUCUUCGCCCCAUUGCCAUCAGCAUUGAAACAAAAACUGGGGAUGGGCCUGAAGAGACAGCCAAUGUGCAGCUGGCGGUUUGGGUCGGCGCGCAGUUCACACGCUUGCGGCAACUGGCGAAAUUGCCUGAACUAUUCGCCCUGCCCUUGGUCUUUGUCAACGGCUCUGAAUGGUAUUUUCUCUUCGCUCAACAGAACGCAGUGGGAAACAUUCUCUGGAUCGGUAGUACUAUGACGCUUAAGGGAAUCUACACGCUCAUAGCGACCCUAAGGGUUUUGCUCGCAUGGGUCGCUAAGGAGUACUUCCCUUGGUUUGUCGAGAAUAUUCUC
This is a messenger RNA of Aplosporella prunicola CBS 121167, 342 nucleotides long. RefSeq lists its product as uncharacterized. The annotation marks the transcript as partial. The transcript is spliced from 2 exons. The record is from RefSeq and is a predicted model, not a curated record. NCBI's taxonomy places the organism in Eukaryota, Fungi, Ascomycota, Dothideomycetes, Botryosphaeriales, Aplosporellaceae.